AUGGCGAACUACGGGGCAGUAGGGUCCAUCCAGGGACUCAGCCCGUUCAAGAAGACCCGCAAGUUGGCCGCAUGGCAGGUCCUGGGCGUUGCAGCCCUUGCACUGUGUGUGCUCGCGUUGGCAGUUGUUUCCACGCAUGGCACGCGCAAGUCAGUCCUGCUGUCUAGGAGCAAGGCGCAGUAUGCUGCUGCAAGGAUGGGAUUCAUCCCCCGAGCAAGGUUCGUGAUGACCAAGCAGCAGUUCCGAAAGAUCCUACUGGCAGAGGAAGAGAGGUCCGUGAUCCAGAUCUGCGGUUCGAGUGUCUGCAAGGCCAAGGAGGGCUGUAACCAGGAGUCCUUCAAGAAGUGUGUCGCGAUGAAGCCAGAGGACAGGAAGAAGUUUGUGGCCCAGCAGCUGCCCAAGCUCAACCUCAUGGAGGGCCCACUUGCUGACCUCCCCGAAGAGGCAAACCUCGAGAUGGGCGAGCUCGGAAACCUCCCGGAGGACACCACUGCUGCUCAGUGUGGGACUGGCGCAUGCACUGCAGAGGGAUGCGAUGACAGCACCUUCUUCGCUUGCUUCAAGCAGCUGGAGCAGAGAAAGAUGGAAUUCGUGAAAUCAAACCCCCAGCUCGCCAAGCACAUGGCUGAGUUUGUGAAGAAAGAGGCAGCUCAGAAGGCUCUCGUUAAGGGCCAGCAGGCUUCGGCGUCUAAGAACGUGGAGAAGAUGCCUUUCAGCAGCGAUCAGGAGCCCCCUGUCAUGGGAACACACUACAUGACCGCCAAUUGGGCCAAGGGAAAGCAGUCAAGAUUGAGAUCCGCGUUCCGCAUGUCAAAGUUGAACCUCCACGAGGGUCCGUUGGCAGACCUUCCGGAUGAGCCGAAUGUGAUGAUCGGAGAGCUGGGAAGUUUGCCUGAUGAACCGAACAUCAUGAUCGGGGAGCUCGGUGGCUUGCCAGAUGAGCCGAACCUGAUGGAGGGAGAGCUCAGCACCCUUCCGGAUGAGCCGAACCUGAUGGAGGGAGAGCUCAGCACCCUUCCUGACGAGCCGAACCUGAUGGAGGGAGAGCUCAGCACUCUGCCUGACGAGCCGAACUUGAUGAUUGGCGAGCUUGGAACGCUUCCUGACGAGCCGAACCUGAUGAUCGGAGAGCUUGGAACGCUUCCCGACGAGCCGAACUUGAUGAUCGGAGAGCUUGGAACGCUUCCGGAUGAGCCGAACCUGAUGGAGGGAGAGCUCAGCACCCUUCCGGACGAGAAGCCUGACUGGAAUGGGCAGCCGAACUUGAUGAUCGGAGAGCUUGGAACGCUUCCGGAUGAGCCGAACCUGAUGGAGGGAGAGCUCAGCACUCUGCCUGACGAGCCGAACCUGAUGAUCGGAGAGCUUGGAACCCUUCCAGACGAGCCGAACUUGAUGAUCGGAGAGCUUGGAACGCUUCCUGACGAGAAGUCUGACGGGAAUGGGCAGCCGAACUUGAUGAUCGGAGAGCUUGGAACGCUCCCCGACGAGCCGAACUUGAUGAUCGGAGAGCUUGGAACGCUUCCGGAUGAGCCGAACCUCGACACCGGCAUCCUCGGAUCUCUCAAGGCCAAGAGGAAGGUUCAGCUUCUCAGGCAGGCGAUGGGCCGCCGGGUCUCCAGCCCGUGGCAGAUGCUCAGGAGGAUGGUGACGCGUAAGAGCGCCGUGGUGGCUUGCGGGGUCACGAGCUGCGGGAGGAAGUCCGGGUGUGACAACAAGUCCUUCGCCAUGUGCAUGAGGCGAAGCGCCGGACAGCCACAGGCCCUCAAGGCUCGCAAGGUCCUGGGGCUGCGACGCUCCGUCCUGAAGCUCCUCAAGCAGAAGAAGGAGAAGUCCGCCGUCCUCCUCCUCGCUUCGCAAGAGUGCUCGGCGAGAACCUGCAGCAAGUCGGGAUGCGCCAGCAACGCCUUCAAGCAGUGCGUGCAGGGACGCUUGAGUAUCUCUGCCAAGGCUGCUCGCAUCCUCGCCCGCAAGGCUCAUCCCAAGGCAGCAGCCGCCGCCAGCCGCUCGCAGCCGGCCAGCAAGAAGUAA
Molecule: messenger RNA, 2028 nt
Organism: Guillardia theta CCMP2712
Lineage: Eukaryota; Cryptophyceae; Pyrenomonadales; Geminigeraceae
Exons: 22
Coding region: 1-2028 (675 amino acids)
Source: RefSeq, a predicted model, not a curated record